UGCGCCUACCGCGGGGACCCCGGGCGCUGCGCCGUCUACGCCGCCCGCGGCGCGCGCUACUGGAAGCAAGUGCUGGGCGGGCUGCGCAGGAAGCGGCGGCCCUGCCAGGACCCCGCGCCGCUCCGAGCCCGCCUGUGCGCCGGCAGGAAGGGCCAGGGCGCCGAGCUGCGCCUGGUGACCCACGCGCCCCUACCCGCCCGCCCCACUGCGGCCGGCUUCCCCCCGGAUCCCAAACCCCGCGGCAUGUAACGGGGGGAGGGUUUAGGGAGCCCGCGUUUGGGCCCGCCACCGCCGUUCCGCCUUCCCUGAGCGCGCGCCCCGAAGGGAAAGUCCUCGGAGAAGAAGACGAAAGGGGGCAAGAGGAAGGCGGCCUCGGACCCGGACGAGGAGCGACCCCUGGGGACAGGGCCGGAUCCCGACGGGCUGGACGGGAACGCGAAGUUCGCGGAGACCUACUGUGCCGAGAAGUGGCACUCCCUCUGCAACUUCUUGGUUAGCUUUUGGAACGGCUGA
This is a messenger RNA of Myotis lucifugus (little brown bat), 513 nucleotides long. RefSeq names its product fibroblast growth factor binding protein 3 (gene FGFBP3). Lineage: Eukaryota; Metazoa; Chordata; Mammalia; Chiroptera; Vespertilionidae. The annotation marks the transcript as partial. Gene Ontology annotation, biological process: cell-cell signaling. Gene Ontology annotation, molecular function: growth factor binding. The transcript has a single exon. The record is from RefSeq and is a predicted model, not a curated record.